This is a messenger RNA of Oncorhynchus kisutch (coho salmon), 2073 nucleotides long. Its product is annotated as glycerol-3-phosphate dehydrogenase [NAD(+)], cytoplasmic. The transcript has 8 exons. Lineage: Eukaryota; Metazoa; Chordata; Actinopteri; Salmoniformes; Salmonidae. Gene Ontology annotation, cellular component: cytosol. The record is from RefSeq and is a predicted model, not a curated record. Gene Ontology annotation, molecular function: NAD binding; glycerol-3-phosphate dehydrogenase [NAD(P)+] activity; protein homodimerization activity. Gene Ontology annotation, biological process: glycerol-3-phosphate catabolic process; carbohydrate metabolic process. Bases 119 to 1174 code for a protein of 351 amino acids.
GUGUCUACCUUAGACUAACCAAUGAAAUAAGAGCUAGAUCUGCCAAGCCCUCUGUACACUGCCUUUACUUACAGUUUAAUUCACAUGACAGUUUUGAACGUCGGCAAGGGUCUUUUCAAUGGCAACUCCCAAGAAAGUCUGCAUUAUUGGCUCUGGCAAUUGGGGCUCUGCCAUUGCCAAGAUAGUAGGCACCAAUGUUGCUCACAACUCCAAGUUUGACAACACUGUGACCAUGUGGGUGUUUGAGGAGCUGGUGGACGGUCGCAAACUGACAGAGAUCAUCAACACAGACCAUGAGAACGUCAAGUACCUGCCUGGACACAAGCUACCCCCCAAUGUGUUGGCAGUUCCUGAGCUGGUGGAUGCUGCCAAGGAAGCAGACAUCCUAGUGUUUGUGAUCCCCCACCAGUUCAUUGGCAGAGUGUGUGACACCAUGAAGGGGAAGAUAAAGAUUAAUGCACUAGGAAUGUCACUCAUCAAGGGUGUGGAUGAGGGCCCUGACGGACUGAAGCUCAUCUCUGAUGUGAUCCAGGAGAAGUUGGGCAUCGCCAUGAGUGUGUUGAUGGGGGCCAAUAUCGCCAACGAGGUCGCCGAUGAGAAGUUCUGUGAGACCACUAUCGGAUGUAAGGAUAAAGAACAUGGGGCUUUGCUGAAGGAACUCAUGCAGACCAGUAACUUCCGGGUCACUGUAGUGGAGGAGUCCGAUGUGGUUGAAAUCUGUGGCGCACUGAAGAACAUUGUGGCGGUGGGGGCGGGCUUCUGUGACGGCCUGGGCUUCGGGGACAACACCAAGGCCGCUGUAAUCCGACUGGGGCUGAUGGAGAUGAUCGCCUUCGCGCGCAUCUUCUGCACCGCAGGGCCCGUCUCCUCAGCAACCUUCCUGGAGAGUUGUGGCGUCGCCGACCUCAUCACGACCUGCUAUGGCGGCCGCAACCGUAAAGUGGCCGAAGCCUUUGCCAAGACGGGGAAGUCAAUUGAAGAGCUGGAGAAAGAGAUUCUGAAUGGACAAAAGCUCCAGGGACCAGCAACAGCAGCUGAAGUCCAUGUCAUCCUAAAGAACAAAAAUCUGCUUGACAAGUUCCCACUGUUCAACGCUGUGUACCAGAUCUGCUACCAGGGCCAUCCGGUCACAGAGUUUAUCAAGUGUUUGCAGAACCACCCAGAGCACAUGUAAGCUAACAGACUGGCCAAGGUGACUGGAGAAGCAGGAUCAACACCACUUUCACUUUGUACCUGUUAGAAAAUAGAUGGGAAAAUACGCACACUUGCAUAGUCCACAGCUCCGAUGCAGCAAGCAGACUCCCAACGGACGACGUGAAGUAAGGUUAGCUUGCAUUGGACUUGUGGUGUAUGCUGCAGCUAUUCUACUGUGUACUGUCUUUCGGGUUUUGUACGUACCUCUUGGUUUUCCUGCUCUUGGUUUUCUACAGGAGUAUGAUGACCCAGCAUGUAUUUGUUGGCGCCAAAUCAGAUACCAAUCUGUCCUCAGCUGUUGUUGGCACGUCCAUUGUGAUACCUCACUUCGUUAUCGUUUGUCUUAUUCAUGUUAAUUGUGGUUAGGUUUUGUGGCAGAUGCUAGGCUAUUUGUGUCCAUUUUUCACUUGUCUUGUGUAAUUCUGGUUCUCUCUGCAUCCUUUGGCGUUUGAUUCUUGACUUGUAUUGGUUGUUAGGCUUGUUGCUCGAUUCAAUCCAUGUUGCGGAAGUUCAGCUCUAUAGAACGAUUAGAAUUUAAAGGCAAUGUUCCUGCAUUCACGGAGACUACGUAUGUCUGCUCAAUCAGAAAUUACCUUUAAAUUUCAAUCGCACUAUAGUGCUCAACUUCUGCAAUAAGGAUUGAAUCGAGCCCUAGAUUUACAUAGCAACGGUUAAAAGAAAAUGCAAGGGCCUUUCAAUAUCACAUUGCUGAAAAGUCUUGGCUGUUGUGCUUUGUGAAACCAAAUACCUUUUUAAUAUUCGUAACCAUGACGCUGCCUUUGAAUUGCACUAACAUGUGGCUUAUGUUUGAAAAGGGUGUAUUUAAAAAAAAAUAAGAUUUGCCUUUUGAAAUAAAUGUUUUAUUCCAGUGCUGUCAAA